ACAGAUGGGGCUUGCAUGGUCUCCAGCUCCAACCUGGGUGGAGUUGAGCACCACAUCCGGACCUGCAUCCCUAAAGCAGAGCUGAUUCCUGCUGGAAAACCCUUCUACUGCCUGAGUUCAGAAGAUCUGCGGAACACACAUUGCUGCUACGUUGAUUAUUGCAAUGAAAUUGACCUAAAGGUACCCAGUGGUCACGUGAAAGAGAAUGAACCUCAGUCUAGUUGGGGCCCUGUGGAGUUAGUAGCAGUGAUUGCAGGGCCUGUCUUCCUUUUGUUUGUCAUCAUGAUCGUAGUGGUUUUCGUCUUUCACCACCACCAACGAGUUUAUCACAAUCGUCAGCGGUUGGACAUGGAAGAUCCCUCUUGUGAAAUGUGUCUGUCCAAGGAUAAGACUCUGCAAGAUCUAGUUUAUGAUCUCUCCACUUCUGGCUCUGGCUCAGGUUUGCCACUCUUUGUCCAGCGAACUGUGGCUCGAACCAUUGUCCUACAGGAGAUCAUUGGAAAAGGCCGCUUUGGGGAGGUGUGGCGUGGCAGGUGGCGUGGAGGUGAUGUGGCUGUGAAAAUCUUCUCUUCACGGGAAGAGCGCUCCUGGUUUAGGGAAGCAGAAAUAUACCAGACUGUCAUGUUGCGACAUGAGAACAUCUUGGGGUUUAUUGCUGCAGAUAACAAAGAUAACGGGACUUGGACUCAGCUGUGGCUUGUCUCUGAUUACCAUGAGCAUGGCUCUCUAUUUGAUUACCUCAACAGAUACACCGUGACCAUUGAGGGGAUGAUUAAACUGGCCCUGUCUGCUGCCAGCGGGUUGGCACACCUACACAUGGAGAUUGUGGGGACCCAGGGAAAACCAGGGAUUGCACACAGGGACUUGAAAUCCAAGAACAUCCUGGUGAAGAAGAACGGCAUGUGUGCCAUUGCUGACCUGGGUCUGGCUGUCCGGCAUGAUUCUGUUACCGACACCAUUGAUAUUGCACCAAAUCAAAGGGUUGGAACCAAACGAUACAUGGCCCCUGAGGUCUUGGAUGAAACCAUUAACAUGAAGCAUUUUGAUUCAUUUAAAUGUGCUGAUAUCUAUGCCCUUGGCCUGGUCUACUGGGAGAUUGCUCGUAGGUGCAGUUCAGGAGGUAUCCAUGAAGAAUAUCAACUCCCAUACUAUGACCUUGUGCCCUCUGACCCCUCCAUCGAGGAGAUGCGGAAGGUUGUGUGUGAUCAGAAGCUGCGCCCCAACAUCCCUAACUGGUGGCAGAGUUAUGAGGCGUUACGAGUGAUGGGCAAGAUGAUGCGCGAGUGCUGGUAUGCCAAUGGUGCAGCUCGGCUAACGGCCCUCCGCAUUAAGAAAACACUCUCGCAGCUCAGCAUCCAGGAAGAUGUGAAGAUCUAGCCCACAAGUUGCAGCAUGAGGAAGCUGCUCCAAAGCUGCCAUGAUAAUUGACGGGAUUGAGGCCUACCUCGUGUUUCUACCCAACCUACUGCUACCGACCAGACCGUGUGACCUAUGGGCUGCUAGCCAGGGAGGACAGAGUCUAUUACAAGAAAUGUUCUUUUCCUGGUUUGGGUAUGAAACAAAUAGAAACCUUUUAUAACCACCUCCUGACAGCGUGGAGACUUGAGAGGGAUUUGUGCG
This is a messenger RNA of Emys orbicularis (European pond turtle), 1620 nucleotides long. It is a transcript of the gene ACVR1B, whose product is annotated as activin A receptor type 1B. The record is from RefSeq and is a predicted model, not a curated record. Gene Ontology annotation, cellular component: plasma membrane; activin receptor complex. The transcript is spliced from 8 exons. Bases 16 to 1377 code for a protein of 453 amino acids. Gene Ontology annotation, molecular function: ATP binding; activin binding; activin receptor activity, type I. Gene Ontology annotation, biological process: activin receptor signaling pathway; nervous system development; protein phosphorylation. NCBI's taxonomy places the organism in Eukaryota, Metazoa, Chordata, Testudines, Emydidae.